AGUCUGAAAAUGUCAUAGCAACACAGAGGGUUAUGAAAGCCAGUCUGUGAUUGGUCAAUGGAUUAACUUACACCAAUGAAAACCCAUGUUAAAUAGUUAUUCUCAGUGGUGUUAUGAUAGCAACGACAGACAGAGAGCAAAUUAAAUAGGCUGGAAUAGUAACAGAAUGGCCACUGAAGUUCGCUCCUCUGUCCGCCACCAGCCUCCAGACUGGUUCACCAACAACUACACAAUCUCCACCAAUGCUGAGCGACAGCGUGAUGCCUCUCAUCAAGUGAGACAGGAGAGCAGAUAUCUGCGAAAUGAAACAGAUAAUCAAACAAAAUGGGACCAACAUUCUAAUAAUGUUAGAUUAGCUGAUAGAGUAGAUGUUAUUCGUAAAUGGAAGGAAAUUCUGGAGAAAACCCUAGCUGAUAUUGAUAAGGAAAUAGCUGAUCUUUCUGAAGCAAAGGAGCUCACAGAACAGGCUCUAGAAGCCAAGAAUCUGCCAACUGAUGUAGCUAUUGAAUGUCUCACUUUGCGGGAGGGAAGGCAUGGAAUUGACAUCGUAGAAGAUGAAGCAGAAAAUCAACUUCACAAGGAAGUAGAAGUCAUUGAUGGAAUUAAGAAGCUGCUGCAGCAAAGAAUUGGGGAAGGAUUUGAACAGCUCUGUCUCUUGCAAGAGGCUCGUCAGCAAUUGCAGGCUGAUCUGCAGGACAAGAACAUUGCUCUGGGCAUUGAUGUUGAGCAAUACAACCUCACUGAUAGGUCUCCAAACAUCAGCUUCAAACCAGACUCUCUUAGAGUUCCAAAAGGGAGCACAACCCCACAGCAAUGGGAGGACUUUAGUCGCUACAACAAGGAGCGUGCAGAGGCCGAGAUGCAGGCGUCCACACGUCUAAGGGAGGCAAUCCACCACACGCUCCAGCAGACGGAGAAUGACCUUGAGGCUCAAAGAAUUGCUACCGAGUACGCCUUCCGCAGGAGAAUACACGAGUUUGAGCGUGCAAAGGAUGAACUCGAAUGGCAAAAAAAGAAUACAGAGGAAGAGAUUGCUGAGCUGGAGAAUGACAUCCGCGGUGUUGAGGAGGCUAUUCGGGCCAAGACGAACCCAAUGAAGCUUGCUCAGACACGCCUUGAGAACAGGACCUACAGACCAAAUGUGGAGCUGUGCCGAGAUGCUCCUCAGUACGGACUCACUGAUGAGGUCAAGCAGCUAGAGGCCACAAAACGUGCCCUAGAAGAGAAACUCAGACAGUCCAAGCACGCUCUGGAUGGUUUGUACAACAACCUGCACAGGAUCAACGACGACCUUGCCCUGAAGAACAACAGCCUUGACCUUGACAACAAGUGCAUGGAUGUCCGCAAGAAGCUGCAGACACGCCCCCAGACCGACAUGCAGCGCAACCUAACCUUGACCGGCAUCUCUCGCGAGAGGACAAGGAUCCUGGCAUAAAUUGAGCCAGUGUCAUCAAAUAGACAUUGUUUUUUCUAUUUGAAGAUUUUUUUUAUAUUCAUCAUCAGUAUUUGAGAAAAGAACUCUUUUUUUAUAAAGCAUUUUUUAAUGAAAGUGGUUUUAUAUUAAAAUAAUGAUUUACAUAUUAUAUAUUUCGCUGUAUCGUUUUAAAUAUAUUUUUAAAAUAAUCUUGUAUUUUGUCAUUGUUUGCAAGAGCAAAUCUUUAUUGGUUUUUUGUAGCGUAUUGUGGUGUAUAUGUUUUGGUACAUUUGUUAUGGGUACUUACCACCGGAUGAAAGUUUGGAUGUUUAAAUCUUAAAUUGUCAUUCACACAAGAUGUAGUAAUUUCAAAUUAUUUUAAAUUGCACUUAAUACUUGUAGACAAACAAUAAUUGUUGAAAUCUUUACAAUUCCACUGUAGGGAAUAAUGUGUUUAAUUCUGUGCUUAUUAUUUCUUCUGCAAAAUGCAAUGUUCUUUGUUAUUGUUAAGCUGUGAUAUCAUUUGUUUUGGUAGUUAGAAGUGUGUGGAAAUGUCACGGUUGUUCAUGUUUUACCCCCACCCUCUUUGUAUAUGAAACCAUUUCUUUUAUUAAAUGCUCUACAAUUUACCUAUCUACAGUUGGGUUUUAUAACUCUUUUUUCGAUGGGUCCAUGACCUGAACACAUUUUAUUUUAACAUAAAAACUAAAAGAAAAAGGUUUGAUAAGCUCCAUGGGUUGUUGAAGAUCUUGUAUCAAGUAGUGUUCUGAUUUACUUGUUUAUGGCUAUAUGUAAAAAAAUAAAAUAAAAAGUAAAUGUGUUUAAA
Dreissena polymorpha is the source of this 2240-nucleotide messenger RNA. Its product is annotated as tektin-2-like. The record is from RefSeq and is a predicted model, not a curated record. The transcript is spliced from 6 exons. The coding region runs from base 167 to 1435 and encodes 422 amino acids. Gene Ontology annotation, biological process: cilium movement involved in cell motility; cilium assembly. Gene Ontology annotation, cellular component: nucleus; microtubule cytoskeleton. Lineage: Eukaryota; Metazoa; Mollusca; Bivalvia; Myida; Dreissenidae.